AUGCAACAAGAAGAUAUUCAGGAGAUGCCCAACUCCAACUCCAACUCGAUCAAUAACAUUCAAUCAUUAUCAGCAUGUACGGUGGACAGUAUUUCUGAUGGGUCAAAUAUUGUACCACAAGAAGAAGAGGAACUAACAAAAGAGCAGCAGACACCAAAAUUGUAUAUCAGAAGAUGGUUCCAAUUAUUAUUGUUUGCUCUCUUGAUGAUUGUUGGACCUACUUGUACCGCAACAUUCUCAUCAGCAGGAACACUCAUGAUGAAAUAUUAUCAUCUUGGCAGCAAUCAGAAUUGGAAGAUUAAUGUGAGUAGUUUGCUGACAAGACCGUUUGCCAUUCCAUUAUCUCUGGUUGUUUCCUUUGUUAUUAAGAAUUUUGGAUUGAGAACUUCGAUUGUGGUUUUUUCAAUUCUCACCUCAGUGGGUUCUUGGAUUAAAUUAAUGGGAAUUCAGGGAACUGAAUCAUCAUAUUGGAUUUCAUUCAUUGGACAUGUUGUCAUGUUAAUUGGUUUACCUUUCCUUAAUCAUACUACUGACCUAUUGGGCAUGCUCUGGUUUGGUAAUAAUGAAAGAACAUUCAUCAUGUCCGUUAUUAUUGCAGCUGGUGCCAUUGGAAGCAUUGUCGGAAUAACCAUCAGCACUCGAGUAAUGACCAUUGGCAGUGAAAGUUCAGAAGAUUUAAGGUUCUCCGUAUUGGGAACUUCAAUCUUUUUCAUAUCCCAAGCAAUUUUUGUAACAAUAGUUGGGUUAUUGGGACUGUUAUUCUUCAAGGAAAAACCACCAACUCCACCUCUUUAUGCACCAACUGAAAAGGAGGAUUCGCCAUCUUCACUUACUGAGCCAAUGUUGUCAGAAGAAGAAUCGACCGCUGAAAAGAAAGUAGAAGAAAGUAAGGAUGUGUAUCCUCCACAAACUCUCAUGUUUGGUCUAAAGACCUUAAUAAGAAUGCCAUCCUAUUUCAUGUUGUUGGGAGCCAUCUCACUCUUCUCCGCUGCUACCAAUAGCAUUUCAAUUCUUGAGCAGGUAAUUAAGGUGAAUAAGUAUACAGCUAUCGAUGCAGGAAAUAUGAACAUUAUCUUGGUUGUGUUUGGAACGAUUGGAUCUUUUAUCUUUUCAUUUCUUUUUGACAGAACGAAACAGUUUAGAUUGAUUACUAUCAUUACGAGCUUUUCGGGGAGUUUGGGAUAUCUCUGGUUUUGCAUUCUAACGUUGUGGUAUAAGGAUGAUGGAAUGUUAGUCAUGUCAGGAAUGGCAUUUGUCAUUAUUGGAUUUUUCACAGGUCCUACUCCAUCAUUAUUGACUCAAAUGACAGUUUACAUUACCUAUCCAGUGCAUCCAUCCACUACCAUGCUCGUAACUAUUGCUUUCCAAACAAUUUGUGAAGUACUCAUGCUCAUCUAUACGAAUGUUCUUCAGGCAACGACACCACUCGCUCCAACCAUUAUUUUAUGGACUUCUAUGAUAUUCUAUGGGAUGGCAUGCCUUCUGGUUGCUUGUACUAGAGGUAAAUACAGUCCUGUUCUUCUCAAAUAA
Molecule: messenger RNA, 1530 nt
Organism: Naegleria gruberi
Lineage: Eukaryota; Heterolobosea; Eutetramitea; Acrasida; Naegleriidae
Exons: 3
Coding region: 1-1530 (509 amino acids)
Biological process (GO): transmembrane transport
Cellular component (GO): membrane
Molecular function (GO): transmembrane transporter activity
Source: RefSeq, a predicted model, not a curated record